UUGUAUAUGUAUACCAUUAUUACAUUUCUUUCUCGAGACUCUCUCUCUCUCUUACUUGCAAGGGGUAGAGAGAGAGAGAGAGAGGAAGAAUGAGAGAGAAAAGAGAGAGGGAACCAAAAUGAUGGGAGUUGAAAAAUAGGAGAGCAUGAGUUGGGUGCAAUUAUAUGUCACCCAUUUCUUCAUAAAACUUACUUGUCUUUAUGCCUUUUGCUUUCGGUUAAAAAGGGUGAAAGAAUCUCAAUCUUGAUUUUGGUUUGGUCCCCUCAUGAGAUUAAGGAGGCGUAGGCAAUGCUUUCGUUCUUGCUCUUCUCUUCACAGAGUUGAUGAGGAUGAAAUAUACUGGAGACAGAAGAAGGGUGAUGAAGAGUUGGAAUGGUCACAUAGUUCCACUCAUGUAAUAUCACAGUUUACUCAAUGUUUUGCUAAUGCUAUGGUUGGACCACGAUCGUGGGUAGGAGCACUCUUUAAUCGCUCAAGCAACAAACGCAAUGAGAAGUUUAGCGACUACCCUUUGAGUCCUCUUCAGGCACACAGACUUCAGAGGCUCCAAGAAAGAAUACAAGUACCAUUUGAUGAGACUCGCCCAGAUCAUCAAGAAGCCCUUAGAGCAUUGUGGCAUGCUGCCUUUCCAAAUAUUGCUCUCAAUGGUUUGAUUUCUGAGCAGUGGAAAGAGAUGGGUUGGCAAGGUCCUAAUCCAUCAACUGACUUCAGGGGUUGCGGUUUUAUUUCCCUUGAGAAUUUGCUGUUUUUCUCCAGGACUUACCCGGCAUCUUUUCAUAGGUUAUUAUUCAAGCAAGAAGGGACGCGAGCAGAUUGGGAAUACCCAUUUGCUGUUGCUGGCAUUAACGUAACAUUUAUGCUGAUUCGGAUGCUGGAUCUAAGCUCAGUAAAACCACGAUGUCUUCCAGGAAUCAAUUUUGCUAAAUUAUUAGGAGAGGAUGAGGAAGCCUUUGAUGUACUAUACUGUAUUGCUUUUGAAAUGAUGGAUGCUCAAUGGCUUGCUAUGCAUGCGUCCUACAUGGAGUUUAAUGAGGUAUUACAAGUAACUCGGACACAGUUGGAAAGAGAGCUGUCUUUAGAAGACAUUUACAGGAUACAAGAUCUUCCAGCUUACAAUUUGUUGUACCAGUAAAUUUGCCUUUCAGCUCUUCAAAAGCAACUAAAGUAUUACACAAACUUGGCCAAAUUUGUUAUGAAUGCAGAUAAUUCAAGAUGAGGGUUAUCUUGAGGUGUAUUGAACAAGGAGAUCUUCCCGAGGAUUUUCUUAGUGAGCAUAUACGUGCCAUUUUUGGAGGUUUGAUAGCUGAAAUGUGUACUUUAAAUGGACUAUAAAUCAGCUGGUAUCGGAGGCCGGAUUUAUAAUAAACUUUGUAACUCCAUUAAUUGUAGCUAAUUUUCUUCUUUCUUGAAAGAAAAAAACGCUAGAAGAAAAUCUAGCUAGAUUAGCGAAUUGACAUAGAUUUAGAAAUUUACACAUUUUAUUAGCAAAUUAAGCUUUAUAGGCCAUGAAUGGACCAGAGAUUGCAGCUUCCAUCUCAAGUCAAA
Messenger RNA from Quercus lobata, 1545 nucleotides. RefSeq names its product ELMO/CED-12 family protein. The record is from RefSeq and is a predicted model, not a curated record. Lineage: Eukaryota; Viridiplantae; Streptophyta; Magnoliopsida; Fagales; Fagaceae. The transcript is spliced from 10 exons. The coding region runs from base 266 to 1132 and encodes 288 amino acids.